CAAUAACAAAAAAAUCUUAAUCAAUUUCUGUUUAAGCUUUUUUUUUAUUAAACGUGGCUUAAAAUAAUAACGGUUUCUCUUAAAAUAUAAAAACAAAGAGUAAAGCAAAAUCUUUUGUAACCAGUUAACAACAACAAUAAAAACAAUUGGGAUUAAAUAUACAACAACAGCAAGAAAAAGGAAGAAAAUCGUAAGCUUCAAUUAAAGCCACCAACAAACGAAUGUGGGUGAAUUAAUUAUUUAUUAUUUUGCGCUUUUUGAUUGGGGCUGUAAUAACAUACGAAUGAAUUAACGAAGUAACGAUCAAACCAAAGGUAUUGUCAGCAUUUGCCACACAAUCAACCAGCAACAGCGGCACCAGCAUCAACAUCAACUAAACUAAAUAACAUUAACAAUUGCGCAGCAACAAAGAGAUUUUUUCUUCAUAAAAAAUAACUAAAAACCGAAAAAUACCAAAAGUGUGUAACACCACCCUCACACGAGUAAGUAAUAGAUACGCUAAAGAUAAUAAAUAUACAUAUUUAGAAACAACAAUAACAACGACAAUAAUACUAUACUAUUAAUAAAAUAAGAUAGAAGAGAAAAAAACUACAAUUCAUAUUUAUAAUGUUUCAACGGUUUAAACAAAACUUUACGCCAGCAACAAAAAUGGUAGCAACAACAAUAACAAAAACAAUGGGAGCAACAAUACCAUUAUUAUGAUUCACAGAGAAUUUAAAGACGAUCCAACAGCGAUCAAUGAAUGAAUGAAUCACAAACUAUUAAACUCUUUAUUAACAUUUGAUUAAUAAAAUUAAACAAAAAAUAAAAUAAAGUAUUAAACCUGAAAAAUUCCAAAAAUCAACAACAACAAAAACCUAUCUAAAAAGACAAUUGGAAUAUUAACAGCAAAUAACCAAAACUUUAACGGAGAUAUUUAGACUGAAAAUUACCAACAGAGUUGUUGUGUUCAAAUUCGAUACACUCUUGUUGGCUCAUCAACCAAUCAAUAGCAGUAGCAACAACUACUACAACAAUAAACAGCCACAUAACUAAAGUCAAGAAUAUACAGAGAUAGUAGUCGCAGUGGUGGAGCAGCGACUUGAUCAUCACAGCGACAGAACAGCAGAAUCUUCACCAUCAUCUUGAUAGUGAAACAACCUAAUUCCGCAAAGCAGCCGAUCAUCAACAACAACAACAAUAACACAUCAUACAAAAAUAAUACAUCGCAUCGUCUCACAUCUCGACUCACAGGUUAAAGGCAUGGCACACUUUUGCGGAUUUAUAAAAUUGAUAUUUCUACUUCUGAUGUUGGCGCGAAUACCGUCUAAUGAGACAAGGCCACUCAAAGGAAAUUCUCAAGCCAAUAGUGAUCUCAUUGCAGGCAAUGAGUUUCUCAAACUAUUUAUGGAACAUGAUCAGUUAGACAAAGAUUUCCAUAGUAGUGGGGGCAGUGGAAGUAGUAAUGCGGGUGCAGAAGAAACAAAGGCUGUAGUGGCAGCUACAAAAAAAGAAGAGUCAUUCGACAAAAAAUCUGCGGAAACGGGGAGAAGGUCUAGUAGUGGUAGAAGUUUAAAAGACAAGGGGCCCAAGCUGAAUCAGGCCGAGGGUCAGUUGGAGGAUAGUAAACAAGUAGUUAAAUUAGUUACCUCAGGUAGUAAAAUUGUGUUUUUAGAAGAUUACGAUGAAAACGAUGCCAUCUUAGAUGCUGAAGUCAGAGAUAUCGAUUUGAAAAGAGAAAUAUUUAAACAAAAAACUCAUCCCAAUUUAGAUGAUUAUAAAGUGGUGGCUGUGAGUGUUUCCUCUUCUAGUCAACGAGGCACAGCAACAGCCCGAAAUCGCUUUACCAAUAAAGCCAGUUCAGUCAAAUAUGAAAAGAGACCGUUAACAACAGCGAAAACAACCAGCACAACAACUACUACUAGCAAAAUGUUCACAACAAUGACACCUAAACCACCAACAGCGACAACUGUCAGAUCACAAACAUCACCUGCGUUGUCGACGUCAUCGGCAUCAUCAACUAAAAUCGAUACCACAGUUGGAGACAACUUUAUCAAUCGCUCACAUAAAAGUGAGUUCUCCAUAGAGGAAGUUGAACCGCUGACAAUGACACAGCAAAAAUCACGUAAAAUAAUUCAAUCACGUCAUCGUAAAUACCCAGUAACAAGUGUAGCAGACACAUUGGAGGCUUUAGAUUCAGAAAAUAGUGCCUCUACUAAUAUACAAAAUGUUUUGGCAGCACCGCUACAAACGUCCGCUUCAGCACGUUCCACAUCAAUGGUGACAACUAUGUAUCACAGUGGUCAACGUAAUAUGACCAUUAAUCACGAUUCUAAUUUGCAUAUGGCUCAGGCUCGCCAUAAAACCGCAACUGGUACGGCUACAAACACUAGCGAUGACAAGUUUAAAGGUGGUGAUAUGCAGCAACAACAACAGCAAAUGACUAAUGGCGGUGUGGAAGAUCAGCUGUUACCAUUUCAAACUGUCAUUUACCAUGAUACUAAGGCAGGUCAUGGUCCGCAAUCACGUUCCAUUUCAUAUUCUUCGAUCUCACAAAAUGUGGAAGAUUUAAAGAAGUGGCAACAAUCGGGGAUCUUAGCCGAAGCACGACGUAAUGUCAGUGAGAGCUUAAAACCCAUGCCGAGGUCUAAUGCUUCCUUAUCAAAUCACCAGCCAGAACCAGCUAAAUUUUAUUCACAACCUUCAAAAAUGUAUAGUGAACCAGCAAAAUUUUAUUCCGAACCUGCCAAGGUCUACUCUGAACCAGCUAAAGUGUAUGGAGAACCUGAAAAAUUCUACUCCGAACCUGCUAAAGUUUAUGGACAACCAUCCAAAGUUUAUUCAGAACCUUCCAAGGUAUAUUCGCAGCCGUCUAAAGUCUACAGCGAACCAGCCAAAACAUACUGGCCCAUUUUAACAGCCACUUCAACUCCAUCCCCGAUUACUUUAAUACCUCCAACAAAUGCUCCCACAAUCUCUACCAUUCCGACAACUUCACUUCCGGUAAAUAUACAUCAAUCAUCGAGAAAACCAGCCAUAGUCUCACGCAUUGCUUUUGGUGAAGCCCAUUUGGCUUCUAGUACAUCUACCAGUACAAGUACUACAACAACAACCACAACUACUCCAUUGACCACAACAACGCGAUCAUAUGGCUCACAUAGUCAGCAUCAUCAUUAUUCUCGUACAUAUAGCAGUCAUCGUAAUCCAUCAACUUCCUCUUCGUUUAACAAUGAAAAUUCAUCCUUGUCAUCUUCAUCCUCAUCAACUUCAUCAACACCUUCACGUCGUAUACUUUUUAAUCUAGACCGUUUACCGUAUGAUCUUUUAAAUGCACCUGAACCAUCGAUACAGCAGCAACAACUUUUGGAACUGCAAAAAACCAAGAGGCCGCAACAGACAUUAACAUACCAGCAGUCGAAUCAGCAGCAGCAGCAGCAACCACAGCAACCACCGCAACAGCCACAACAGCGUCAUAAUAUUAAUCCAUGUUUAGAGUCGGCAGUUACUUCACUAUUUUCAUCAUCAUCUUUAUCUGCUCAUCCAGCAUUACAAAAACAACGACAACAUUCAUCAUUGUCAGAUCAACAACAACAUUCUAAUCAAAAUGCCAAAGGAUUGCCCAACGGAGAUCUAGUCAAAUGUGUAGCUGAAAUUUCCCAUACAUCAUCAGCUGCCGCUACUCACGAUGAUAGUAGUGAUGAUACGGGUGGCGGUGUUGAAGCAUUUACCACCGAACGCAGUCAUCUUGAAGAGCUUUUCACGCCGACCCCAGAGCAAAAUUACGAAAUAGAAGAGUCUGUAAGUGUAAUGACAAAUGGGCGAGCCCAUAGCGGUGGUAGAAACAGUUUGGCACAUCCAACCACAUCACCCAUACACCAACAACAGCAUCAUGGUUUCAAGCCAAAUAGACAACGAACUCGCAUACACUUUGGUACGAAUGUCGAAAAUCCAGAGGUUCACGAUGGUGGACAACAUCAUCAUAUGAGUCAAACAACGUACAACACCAACGCAAAUGCCAAUACAGACACCAGCAACAAUAGACAUCUUAGUACUCCAGACUACAAUCAGUAUGAUGACAAUGUUGAUGGUGACGGUGGUGGUGACGAUAGUGGAGAUAAUGGUGCAGCGAAGAAUAACGAUUAUGAUGAUGGUGGUUCCCCUGUCAAUGGCAAUAAUGAUGAUGGCAGCAAUGCCGAUGGUGGCGGUGAUGAUAAUGAUGACUCUAAAGUGGCCUAUAUUGUUGAGGGUCACAACUAUCGCAAAUAUCGCGUCGAAGAAGAAACCGAUGAUGGAUUUAUUGUGGGCGAAUAUGGUGUUGUAGAUCAUAACGAUGGCAACUUGCGAGGUGUGCGUUACACAGCCGACUCGACCAUCAAUCGUAGUCUAAUACAAAAGGCCUUGUUGACAUUUUUAAAGCUGAAGUAAACUAAUGGUAAAAGGGUGAACAAGAGAAAAAAUGGGGGAAGCAGUAGAGUUGGCAAGCUAUUGCUAUUGUAUGGUAUGGUCAGUAGAAGUUUAAGAUGAUGGUAUUAACUAUUUGUGAUGAUUCCUAAUACAAAACAAACAAAAAAACUUUAAAGUAGAAAACAAGAUAAAAUAUAGGUUUGAUAUUUUUAAAGAUCAGUAGUUUAAUAGUUACUUUGUUUAGAUUUAAGACUAUAGUUUAUAGAAAAAAGUUCAAUUUGUUUGAAAUAAGAAACGAAAUGCAACAAACAAACAAACAACCAACCAACAAAACCAAUCAAUAAAACGUAUGUGAUUCAAGUCUUACUAUUUUAAAAGAAAAAGUAGUUUUUAAUUUAUGUAGUAAUUUUAGUUUUAUUUUUCAACCUACAUACUUACUUACAUAUAAUAUGUGUCUUGUGCAAUAUGUGGCCCCAAUAAGGAACAUUUUCUUGUUUGCUUUUAGAAUACCAAUCGAUUUUGAAUCAUUCGGCCUGCAGAUAUCUUAAGUCUAACACUAAGUGUUUUGUACCAAAUUUUAAAAUAUUAAAAGUUAUUUUUGAAAGAAAUAAUUAUAUUUUGACGUUUUGUCUUUAUUUAAACAUUGGACGCCUUUGAUUUUUAUCAUCUACAUUUUAUCUUAUACUUAUGUUUAUAAAGAAUCGGUGGAACCAAAUUUUGACAGCAUAUAAGUUAGAAAAUUUAAAAAUUGAAAACUUUAUAAGUCCAGAAUUAGAAUAAUUAAAUAAUACUGGUAAUACAUUAACAAUUCUUAAUCCAUUAUUGAUAAACACGUUUCUUGCUUAAAUUCCCUCUAAAUUUGUUUAAUUUCUAAUCUAACAGUAGUUUAAGCUACGUUUAACUUUGUAAUAAAAACAAAUUCGUUCCUUUUACUCCGCCCAAGUUUGGACAAGACAUUAUUGUAUGUAACUAUUUUUAAAGUUUUAAGUUUAUAAAUAUAUAGUAUUUAUAACUUAAAACGAUUAAUCGUUCGAUGUACUAGUUAGUUAGUAUCCAUUCAUUCCUUUUAGCCUAAAUGCAGUUUUAGUCUGAAUGUUUUCUGUUCGUAGUAUGUGUAACUUAAUUUAUUAUAAUAGUUGUAGUUAUUGUUGUAAAAUGUUUAUCGUUAUUUUUAAUUUAUUUACAUUAGUGUAUAAUAUUUCUACUCGUAUCAACAAAAAAAAUAAACAUACAGUUGUGGUCAGAAUUAUGGAUAUAUGUAUAAGUUGUGGUGGAACAAAGUCGUCACUCUGCUUAAAAUAGUUAAAAACGGAACAUGUUUUCACUAAAAAUACAAAUAUUUUCUUGGAAUGUCUUUUAGAUGACUAUAAUUAUUAUUCGAUAAAAAAUUUAAAACCAUUUUGUUUUAAGUUCCCGAAAAUAAUAUUUUAAAGAGAUUAGAUUUACCGUUAAUAAUUGUUUAGGUAUAAGUAUCACGAUUAAGUUCAACACUUAUCUAGUAUAUAAAUCAAAAAUUUCGAUCCAACCAAAUCCAAAUCUUAUAAUAGCACAACUUAAAUAUUUUCCUUUAAUUCUAUUUAAAGCUAAACUAACUGCUUUAAUAUAUGUAAUUCGAAUUAAAUCAAUGAGGAUGGGCCUUGAACUUUUUAUUAUAUAUAUCGGUGCUGUAUCGGUUUAAUGAUAAAGGGCAACAUCGAAUCAGAAAGUUACACUGAAACAAUUUAUGUACAUAAAGUCAUGGAUUCUUUAAAUAUCAUAUUAUCAUCAUCGUAUUACAAUUUUGAAACCCUACACCACUGUAGCGGAGUAUUAUGCGUUUGAGUUAAUGUUUACAACUCACAAAAAUAUUGGUCCUGCUGCAAAGUAGCCCUCAUAAAACCCCGAAAAGAGCUUUGGAACUUAUAAUUGCGUUAAAUAUAUAGGUAUCUGUAUAAAAUCGGAUCAACUAAGUUUUAAUGCUACUGUUCGGAUGAUCGGACCUCAUUUGACUCUAGACCCCAUAUAAAGGCCCCUUCAAAGUAUGUCUUGAACGUCCAUAAUACACUUAUACAUCGCAAUGCAAUUCGACACAAAUAAAUUUGGUAUAAACCUAAAUCACUCAACUUCAAUUUUAUAAUGAUCGGUCCACAUUUAACACUAUCCGCAUCAUUUUCAACUGAAGGUAAAAUUCAAUAUAUACAAAUGUAAGAAAAUAUAGUCUGUCAUGGUCGACUGCUGUAAGAUGGUGAUCAAUUAUAGACCGAUUCUCAAGGAAUUAAGUAUAACCGUUUCCUUAUUUAGUUUAGACAUAUUGCCCAUAUUUCAGUUUGUGAUUUCUGGGUAUUUAGAGCGUAUAGUUCUUUGAAUUCUAGGAUUUAUUAAAAUUUAGAUUCCAGGAAAUACAUUGUGGUGUUCUUCUAAGAUAACUACAAUUAAAAGAUGAAAUAUUACGACAUUUUAACCUUUGACCUUCAACCUAGCACACUUAAUAUUUAGAAUGAUUUUUAGUUCCUUAUUUAGGAUGUCAAUGUUAUGUCAAUAUUAAUUUAGCUCUUUAUCAAGAAUGCCCUCGCAAAUCGCAAAAAAUUUAAAGUUUUAACUGAAUAGUUAUAGAGUAUUCCUAAGUUUAUAUUGACGGUUUAUAAAUUAACAAUAAUUUAAACAUAAUUCCACUCUUACGAAAUGUUCUGUAAUUUUGAACACUACUGUAUGCAGUCUCUAUUAUUAUUUUAUUAUUAUUUUUUUUUUGUUUCUUGAUUUUUUUUGUUUCAAACAAAAAAUUACCGCAGAGAUUCUUGCAGAUGAAAACUACUUGCCAUAAAUAUUUAAGAGUAUUUCUACUAUAAACUAAAAUUAAUCUACAUAAAAACACAAGAGUAGUGGUUGCAGCAGUUAGUAGAAGUAGCAGCGAAAAAAAAA
This is a messenger RNA of Lucilia sericata (common green bottle fly), 7281 nucleotides long. RefSeq names its product serine-rich adhesin for platelets. The coding region runs from base 1243 to 4404 and encodes 1053 amino acids. The transcript has 4 exons. NCBI's taxonomy places the organism in Eukaryota, Metazoa, Arthropoda, Insecta, Diptera, Calliphoridae. The record is from RefSeq and is a predicted model, not a curated record.